Molecule: messenger RNA, 742 nt
Organism: Acanthoscelides obtectus
Lineage: Eukaryota; Metazoa; Arthropoda; Insecta; Coleoptera; Chrysomelidae
Source: the annotation of a GenBank genome assembly
AUGAGACCAUUUCCUUAUAAGCAGACUUUAACAGACGUCAGAAAAGAGAAAUACAAUGUAAGACUUUGUCGAGCUAGAAGGGUCGUGGAAAAUGCGUUUGGUAUUUUGUCUCAAAAAUUGCGAAUAUUUUACAGGCCAUUAGAAACUAAAGUAGAUACUACUAUUCUAAUUGUACGUCAAAGAAUCAUACAGCUCGAGAUAACGUGCACAGACCAAACUGAAACGACACAGACUAAUCGACCAUUAAUGGAGGAUAGAUCAAACUUUUUAAGGCUGGAUAAUACAACUACUAGAAGACAAUGACUGAACUUCAAGAAUAGAUAAAGAUUUGUCAAGCAAGGGCCACGAUGUUUCUGGAACAGUUUCUGGUUUUUUCCACGUUUUUCAUCUACCAUACGACAGGUUCUGCCCUUCAUGGCGAAUGCUUCACGUCCGAGGACUGCGGAACCAUCGACACAUAUUGCAAGAAUAACACUUGCGCGUGCAAAGAUAACUUUGCUGUUUGGUACGACAGCUGCAUUCAGCGUGAGUAAAAAUUGUACCACUGUUUAUUUUUUCGAUGAUUUAACAUAAUGAGUUACCUAAGGGCCGUAUCGUUAUUCGUCCCUAGGCCUUUAUGGCCUCCUUGAUUGUCAUAGUAUUUUCUCUGUGGGGGGUAUUUCUAGAUUUCUACUUUCCGUGUCAACGUCAGCGCUCUCCUAUUGUGAGACUAGGUUUUCUUUUUGAGUUGCAGAAAAUUUCA